AUGGCCGACCUUCCCUCCCUCCUCCUCGCCUCUCUCAACCCCAGCACCAGGAAGCAGGCGGAGCAAAAUCUCCAGGCGCUCUCCCUCCAGCCCGCCUUCCUCGCCCAACUCCUCUCCCUCGUCCUUCAACCUUCUGCAGAUCGCUCCGUCCGUCUUGCGGCUAGCGUCUACCUCAAGAACCUCGUCAAAUCCCGAUGGGAGGACGAUGAGCCACCCAUUUCCGACCCCGACCGCGCCGCCUUGCGCGACGCCCUCGUACCCGCCAUGAUCGCCCUCUCCAGCCCCACCGACAAGGCCGUUCGCGCUCAGAUCGCCGAGUCAAUAGCUCUCGUCGCAAAAAGCGACUUCCCAGAGCACUGGCCGGACCUCGUCGACAGACUCGUCUCAUCCCUAUCCGAGUCCAACUUCGAGGUCAACAUCAGUAUCCUCGAGACCGCCCACUCUAUCUUCCGUCCUUGGCGCGCGGCGUCCAGGUCGGAUUCCCUCUUCAGCGUGAUCAACUACGUCCUCUCCCGUUUCAGCCGCCCCUUUCUCCAGCUCUUCUUCCACACCGCCUCCCUCAUUCUCUCCGACUCCAAGCCGCCAAACUUCGUUCAAGCGUCCCAGGCGAUGGUCCUCCUCGUCGAUAUCUACUAUGACCUCGUGUGCCAGGACCUCCCUCCGGAUUUUGAGGACUCGCAUGCGCAGUUCUUCGCGGCAGAAAAUGGGCUUUUCAUCAAGCUGCUCGUAUGGGAUCCUCCACAAUUCCACACAGACCCCGACGAUACCAACCCGUCCGUAUCCUCCCAAAUAAAGACCGGCAUCUUAGAGAUCGUCGAGCUUUACAUCAAAAUCUUCUCAGACGUCAUGCAGUCGUCCAAUUGCGUACCUGCCUUUGUGCGCACCAUCUGGGAUCUUGUCGGUGGAGGUAAACGGCCGGGUGUUGCAGACGAUGGGCUCGUUUCUCAGUCUUUGCGCUUCGUCGCUUCGGCCAUCCGGUCACAACACUACAAGGAACUAUUCGGCUCGAAGGAGACCAUCUCGGGUCUCGUCCAGGGCGUCGUCGUCCCCAACGUCUCACUACGAGAGCACGAGCUGGAGCAGUUUGAAGAUGACCCGCUUGAAUACAUCCGCCUGGACCUCGCGCUGCCUUCCAUGGGUGCCGCCGGCGUGUCUGGCGACGCGGUAACGCGUCGUCAGGCCGCUGCCGAUGUGCUUCGUGCACUCGUUUCUUCCGGCUACGAGGCGGAGGCCACCGAGGUCACGGGCGCGUGGGUCACCCAGGGCCUAAGCGAGUACAACGCGAAUAAGGCCGAGAACUGGCGCGCAAAGGACACGGCGAUCUACCUACUCACGGCCGUCGCGACGCGCGGAGGCACGUCGCAGCACGGUGUGACUUCGACCAACGCGCUCAUCGACGUCGUGCAAUUCUUUUCGGAGCACGUGUUCCAGGACUUGGAGGCGGACGCAGGAAGCAUCCACCCGGUCCUGCAGGUCGACGCGAUCCGGUUCUUGUACACGUUCCGUAACCAGUUGGUGAAGCCGCAGCUUCUUUCAGUGCUCCCGUCGCUCGCACGUCAUCUGCUGUCGGACAACUACGUGUGCUGCACUUACGCUGCCAUCAGCAUUGAGCGGAUCCUGUUCAUCAGACAAGGGCCCCAGCUCAUGUUUACAUCUGCCGACAUCCAGGACAUCGCACCGCAGCUGCUUGACGCCCUACUGUCAAAGAUCGAGACGGCACCAACACCCGAGAAGAUGGCGGAAAACGAUUACCUCAUGAAGUGCGCUAUGCGUGUGAUCCUUGUCGCACGGACAUCGCUUGUGGCCGGGUUCGAAAGGAUCCUGUCGCGCCUUGUCGCGAUCCUUGGUGUCAUCUCGAAGAACCCGAGCAACCCCAAGUUCGACCAGUACAUCUUUGAAAGCAUUUCUGCCUUGAUGAGAUUCGUCGUCCAGGCCAACCCCGCCGCGCUUCCGACCUUCGAGCAAGCGCUGCUCCCGCCGUUCGAGAUCAUCAUCUCCCAGGACAUCGACCAGUACAUUCCCUACGCCUUCCAGGUCCUCGCGCAGAUGCUCGAGUUCCAUUCUGGAAGCGUCCCGUCGACGUAUGGCGCGCUUCUCCCGAUGCUCCUCAACCCGACGUCGUGGCAGCAGAAGGGCAGCAUCCCGGGUCUCGUGAAGCUCCUCAAGGCGUUCCUGAAGCGCGACGCGAAGGCGAUGUGCGACGCUGGGCAGCUCACACAGGUCCUCGGCGUCGUUCAGUCGCGGUUGAUCCCGUCGAAGACGAACGACGCGUGGGGCUUCGAGCUGCUGCAGGCCGUGGUCAUGUAUGCGCCAGAGGCGGAGCUCAAGCAGAAUUUGCGCGGCAUCUUCCUGAUGAUGCUGCAGCGGAUGCAGACAAGCAAGACCGACUCGUUCGUUUACUACUUCGUCUACUUCCUGUCGUUCUGCCUCGCCGUCGAGGUGAACGGCAUGACGCCCGACUACGUCGUCAGCCAAGUGGAGGCCAUCCAGGCUCAGCUCUGGACGAACCUGCUCACGACGUUCGUGAUCCCGCAAGCACCAAAAUCGCCGCCGAAGGAGCGCAAGGUCGUCAUCGUCGGCCUCACGCGCCUCCUCACCCAGAGCACGUCGAUGGUCCAGGAGCCGCUCGUCCGGACAUGGCCGCAGACGUUCCAGGCGCUCGCGAAGCUCUUCCAGACCGAGCAGCAGCUGUCGAAGAAGGACGAGACGGACCCGGACGCGGGCCUCACCCAGGUCGACUUCGAGGAGCAGAGCGCGGGCUACCAGGCCGCGUACUCGCGCCUCGCGGCGGCGGAGGCGGCGCCGCUCGACCCGGUCGCGCACGUCGAGAGCCUGCCGGCGUUCGUGGGGCAGGCGCUCGCGGGGCUCGCGCGCGGGGAGCCGCGCGUGCGGGCGUGGGCGGGCGCGACGGACGCGGGCGUGACGGGGCCGUUCGUAAGGGCGUUGGGGCAGUUUGGGUUCGCGCUGUAG
Messenger RNA from Epithele typhae, 2970 nucleotides. Its product is annotated as CAS/CSE protein. Gene Ontology annotation, molecular function: small GTPase binding; nuclear export signal receptor activity. Gene Ontology annotation, biological process: protein export from nucleus; protein import into nucleus. The record is from RefSeq and is a predicted model, not a curated record. Gene Ontology annotation, cellular component: cytosol; nuclear envelope. Lineage: Eukaryota; Fungi; Basidiomycota; Agaricomycetes; Polyporales; Epitheliaceae. The coding region runs from base 1 to 2970 and encodes 989 amino acids. The transcript has 15 exons.